This is a messenger RNA of Halichondria panicea, 3203 nucleotides long. RefSeq names its product hemicentin-1-like. Gene Ontology annotation, biological process: synapse organization; homophilic cell-cell adhesion. The transcript is spliced from 12 exons. Gene Ontology annotation, molecular function: axon guidance receptor activity. Bases 169 to 2874 code for a protein of 901 amino acids. Lineage: Eukaryota; Metazoa; Porifera; Demospongiae; Suberitida; Halichondriidae. Gene Ontology annotation, cellular component: axon; neuronal cell body; plasma membrane. The record is from RefSeq and is a predicted model, not a curated record.
CACCAAUUAACUAGCAAUGAAUAUAAUUAAAAUGUGUGGUUUGAAGCGUUAGGGUGUGGAUAUUUUACACGUUUUUUACAAGCUUCAAGCAAACAGACAAACAGCUCAAGAAACUACCAAUAAUACAGACAAGAAUCAUAGAAGCAGCUCCAAGAGGGACGGGACAAGAUGAAGUGGACGUUAGCGUUUCUUAUAGCGGCUACAAUUAUCGGCUAUAGCCAAGCCGCACACACGGAGGUAGGAGUGGCUCCUAGCUUUAACAGUGAGCAAGAAGAUGUGGUUGUCUUUGCAACCAACGCUGAUGGAUCUAAUUCAGAUCUUAGCCUACAAUGCGAUGUUUCUGGGACCCCUACACCUACCGUGACUUGGUACAGGGGAGAUGACGUGGUUGACGCUAGUUUUGUGCUUUCGAAUGGUACCUUCUUGUUUCAAAAUAUCACUAAGGGAGACUAUGCUUCCACGGCUGGAGUUAUCUAUCACUGUGAGGCUACUAACACCAUUGGAGAGCCUGGCUUCAUUGCAACCAUCCGUAGUAGAGACAUCACUGUCCACUAUGCAUUUUUCGGUGGCUUUAUGCCAGCUGAGGAAGAGCGUACGUUUAUACCCACUGCACCUGCUGUUCCAUUGCCUGGUAUGCUUAUUGGUAUCGACAUAGCUCUUGAGUGCAGGGUUGGGGACUCGCAGCCACCUCCAGACAUCGUGUGGUUUCAAGACGAUUUUGUAGCACCUUUAGUCGAGGACAAAGACGGUAAUGCCAUAAGGUUUCUGGAGGGUGGAAGAUGGGCCUACAUUCGAGAUAUUGAGACUUUCCCACACGAGUAUCACUGUGAAGUAAGCAAUGCUCGAAUGAACGGAUCAGAGAGAAGCCCUCAGACGUAUUUUGUCAAUGGUACUGGACUAGAUGAAACGAAUUUUGUGUACAAGGAAAUAGGAGAUCUCACGGCUUUGUCGACUGAUAACUUUGAAUUCAGCUAUGUUUCUUCAGAAGGGACAGCAAAUCGUGCUUGUCUUUUCUAUUUUAAUGGUGUUCAAAUUCCUGCCUUAGGAGCAGUAGGUGCGAUCACAAAUUUAUUACCUCCUCCCCCAUCUCUGGUCACUCUGCAAUGCAGAUCCAACCAAGUCAAUGUUGUCAGUAGUGGAACAGUCACAGUGCAACAAAGAGCCAUGAUAAUGAUGGAUCCCUUGGACUCACGUGAAGUGAUUGUAGGAUCAAGCUCUGCUAUGCCUACCUCCUUCUCCUGUGCCAACACUGGCUUCCCUGCACCCUCAACAGUGUGGUACUUCAAUGGAGAUAGAGUUGACUCUUCAUUCGUUGGAAUUGUCUUUGACGACACUAUGCUAACUAUUGAAAACCCUCAAGUCAGUCACUCUGGAGUGUACCAGUGCUUUGUCAGUAAUAUAGUGUCUGAAGAUAAUGCUGCCUGGUUGUUGGAGGUCAGAGCUCCAGUUGCACCCAUUGCCCUGGCUUUCAAUGAGACUGCCAUUGCUGGAGCAAUGAGAGACAGACAAGUUGGUACUCUCUUUAUGGGUGACUUUGGGACCAUGGUCACAGUACCUGUGUCUGUGGAGGCUGACCCAUGCCCGAGUGUACAGUGGUCCUUCAAGGGCUCGAACAUUGCUAACGGAGACAAGUACACUAUCACCAACCCUUGCAGUGAUACUAAUGCGGCAUCUCCCUUCACGUUUAUGUUGACCGUGACUAAUCUGACCAAUGAAACAUCAGGAGCUUAUUUUGCCACCUUUAGCAAUCUCGCUGGAAGUGGGAGUCUUUCAGCCGUGUACAUUACUAUACCAGUUGCCACUAGCGAUCCAAUUUCUUCAUUGAGCUUGUCAGUUAUUGAUAACCCUGCUGCCAUGUGUCUACUCAACGCCAGCACUGUCACCAUGACUUGCCAAACCAAUGGCUUCCCACGGCCUGAAGUAAAAUUUCUAAUGGGGCGCAACAUCAUCACUCCAGGAGAGGGGAACUUCCUAAGAGUCUCACAAACCUUUGCCGACCAAAUACAACUGUCUGAUAUUGUAACGGAAGAUGCUGGAAUAUACAGAUGUGAACGUUCAAGUGAAUCUAUUGAAUUUGCCGAGGAGCCAUUUGUAUUUUGCACCGAGCCGUUCGUCACAAACUUUAGUUCAUCACCAAACACAAUAGAAGGCGCUGAACUGGAGGUGGAUUGUGAGAUCAUGGGCAUCCCCACACCGACAAUUACGUGGCUUAAAGGUGGCAAUAUGCUCUCUUCAGGAGAGGAUAUCAGUAUUGUUACGCCUUCUGGCAACCUGUUUCUGUCUCGAGUAACUAUCGACAGUGCCACAUCAGCCAAUGCUGGUACAUACACUUGUGUGGGGACUAAUCCAGCCGGAACAGUUACCAGGGACAUCAGUGUGGAGGUCAAUGCAGGCCUAGUUGCUGGCUUAUCUCUGGCGGAGAUCAUCGGUAUAGCAGCCGGGGGUGCUGGUUUCAUCUUAGUGAUUGUAUUGAUCAUUCUCCUCCUGGUGUGCGUUUACAUGUGUGCCAGGAGCUCCAAAUCAGUUGAUCUGGCGCCCUACAAUGUCUCAGGGGGAAAAUCAUACACUGACUAUAGCGCUGAUCCACGUGGCAAUGUUGACAGAGACAGUGAUGAGGAAGAUGUGGCACAACCCGAGGCAUUUAGCCCAGAGUAUGAGAGUCUGCCUGCACUUCGACCUGCUGCUCCUCCCAUGUAUAAGCCCACCCCCAACUACCCACACGGAGCUCCACUCGGAGGUGAUGACAUUGAGAUGAUGAAAGUGCCUCCUCCGGACACCGACUCUUUUGUGGGUGCUCCUGCUUACAGACGAGACAACGGUGACUACAGACCUAGCCCCGACGAUUUCCUAUCAGAAGAUGCACAGUUUGUGUGAACAGAAUCAUGAGCAACUCUCUCUAUAGGCAAAUGUUAUCUUCUCAUUACCCGGGAAAAAAAUGUCUCGAGUAUAAUAUAAAAUAAUAUUAUAAUUAUUAUAGAUUCUAGUUUCUUGAAUACUCUUUAUAGUGCAUAAUGUUUUUAAUGCAGUUGCUCCCUCGAACUAUCUAUUUUCACUAUUAUUUUUCAUUUACACACAUUUAUUAGAAAUAGAUUCUUUUGUUGUGUAAAAUAAUGUAUAAAUUCAAAUUAAAUUUUGUGUUGUCUAUGAGAAUUAAAUAUAAAAAAGCAAAAAAAAAAAAAAUUAUUAUUAUUGAUUUUUUGCGG